CUGCCUGUCUGCCUGCAAUUGCAAGUGUUUGCAGUGAUUAUAUUUUUUUAAUCCAGCUUCUUUAUUUCUGGCCCAACGUUUAUUAUAUUUGUGUAAUUCUGGUUAUCUCGCUGAGUGGUCCAGAUUUUUUUAAAUUUAAGCGUACAAUGUCGGUGAUCGAGUUCCUAAAGGAUCUGCCGUCUUACGAUGAACAUAACUUUACAUUGUACAACACAGAUCAUGGCAUCAGAUACUGCUCUAAGAGACCUUCAAUAUACCUCCCCACUAAGGACAUACCUUCAGAACAGAUAAUAGUCACAGAAAAAACAAAUAUCCUCCUAAGAUAUCUACACCAGCAAUGGGAGAAAAAGAACAACAACUCCCCCAAAAAAAGGGACCAGAGCCACCUCGAGCAGAACGGCGACGAGCCCCGCCCGCGCAAGAGGCCCUGUCUCAACUCCCCACUCAACUGAAACCACUUCGGAACGGUUGUGCUUCAGUAUUGAACAUUCAAGUGUACGGCAUUUUUGUAUUACAGUUUGUAUUCCGCUAUAUCAAAAUAUAA
Cydia amplana is the source of this 544-nucleotide messenger RNA. Its product is annotated as DET1- and DDB1-associated protein 1. Gene Ontology annotation, cellular component: Cul4-RING E3 ubiquitin ligase complex. The coding region runs from base 147 to 452 and encodes 101 amino acids. Gene Ontology annotation, biological process: positive regulation of proteasomal ubiquitin-dependent protein catabolic process. The transcript has 4 exons. The record is from RefSeq and is a predicted model, not a curated record. Lineage: Eukaryota; Metazoa; Arthropoda; Insecta; Lepidoptera; Tortricidae.